This is a messenger RNA of Culex pipiens pallens (northern house mosquito), 2035 nucleotides long. RefSeq names its product poly(A) polymerase gamma-like. The transcript has 4 exons. The record is from RefSeq and is a predicted model, not a curated record. The annotation marks the transcript as partial. Gene Ontology annotation, cellular component: nucleus. Gene Ontology annotation, molecular function: RNA binding; poly(A) RNA polymerase activity. Lineage: Eukaryota; Metazoa; Arthropoda; Insecta; Diptera; Culicidae.
AUUGGGGUGUUCUUCUUUUCACUGUUUUUUCUGUUUUCAGAGCAUGGAAUCUACUCCAACUCUUUGGGUUACUUUGGAGGUGUGUCGUGGGCUAUGCUGGUGGCCAGGACGUGUCAGCUCCCGAAUGUCGUCGCGGCCACGCAGGUGCACAAGUUCUUUCUGGUGUUUUCGCGCUGGAAGUGGCCCCAGCCGGUGUUCCUGAAGCGGCCGGACACCGUGAAUCUGGGCUUUCAAGUGUGGGAUCCGCGGGUGAACGUGCAGGACCGGUUCCACCUGAUGCCGAUCAUCACGCCGGCAUAUCUGCAGCAAAACUCGACCUUCCACGUGUCUAGCUCGACGCGGAAGGUCAUGCUGAACGAGUUCAACCGCGGCAUGCAGAUCACGGACGAAAUCAUGCUCGGCAAGGCCGGCUGGGACAAGCUGUUUGAGGCGCCGAGCUUCUUCUUCAAGUAUCGCUACUUUAUCGUACUGCUAGUGACCUCGAACAACACCGACGACCACCUCGAGUGGUGCGGACUGGUCGAGUCCAAGAUCCGCUACCUAAUCCAAAAACUGGAGCGAAUCCUGCACAUCAACCUGGCCCACGUCUGUCAGGAUCUAACCCCUGACGACGGCGGCGAGUGCGCAGACAACACACUGCUCGCUCUAAUUCAUGGGGUCAGGAGGUCAGAGAUCCUGAACGUGGACCUGACCGAAAGCAUCCAGAACUUUACCGAUGUUGUGCACAAACAUGCGGUGCUCAUCAAGGUCCUCGAGACGACACGCGACGGCACGAAGAUCGAGGCGCGGCACGUCCGGCGGAAGCAGCUCAACCAGUACCUCGACUCGAACCUGCUCAAGCGGGAGCGCAAAAUCAGCGACUCCUUCGCCGUCGCAAAUGCGCAAACGACCUACUCAGAAGAAACUAGAAACUAGAGCGAAAUUCGACGGGUUUUGAUUCGCGGUGUUUCGGCAAGCGCUUAGCGCAGGCAAAAACAGUCUGAAGUGAAACGUUUGUGCGGCUGGUCGUUGUUUACGUUUUGUGCGCAGGUAUAAUUUUCAAACAAAUCAUUUAAUUUACCAGAUACUUUGUUUAUAUUUUUCUUGUUGAUCAUUUCAGCGCCGUGGAGAACUUGAUAAAAACGGAACAGCUGGUGCUGGAGAACUCGAUCGGUGAUCAAAAGAGAUUUUGCCGCCGGCCGACAAUAUUGUUCCGCCGAGGAUGCGACCAAGCGAACAAACGAUUGGCAUCAAUCAAUCUGCAUAAUCAGAUAAGUACAUAUGAUAUUUUGAAUAUUAUAUUCAACUUGAUACUUUGUGAUUUUUUUCUUCUUACUUUUUCAGGUUUGGACGAUUUUGGCAGUAUGAUCAACUAAACAGAAUCAACAUUCAACUAGAAUUUAAGCCGCUAAAGUUCAAAUAUUAUUGCUGUGAACCAUCCGUCAAAAAGUGAACAAUUCUGUAAAAAAUAGGUAGGUAAAAAAUGUAAGAAAAACUUUCAAAAACUAUUUCAAAACUAUUUCUCAAAAAGUGUAAAUUUGUAUGAUAAACUUUAAUUUAACAUUUGAAAACUAUUUCUGAAAUAGUGAAACUGGGAAAAAAUGUAGGAUAAACCUUAAAUAACCAUAUGAAAACUAUUUCCAAAAUAGUAGCGCUAGGUAAAAAUAGCAAGAAAAACCCUAAAAUACCAUUUACACACCAUUUCUGAAAUAGUAGACGCAAGGUUAAAAAUUGUAAGAAAAACCUUAAAAUACUUUUUAAAAACCAUUUCUCAAACAGUAAAAACCGAGAGAAAAAGGUCGCUUUUUCGCGAAAAUUUACUUUAUUUUUACCAUUACACAAAUGGUAAUUUGACGAAACGUUGUUCGGGAAUUUUUAAGGUUACCGUUGCUAACCACCCUCAAUUCAGAUGGUCGAACUUUAUGAAAAAUGGUAGGGUACCAUUUCCGAUAUGGUAUUUUUAAGGUUUUCCUACCAUUUUUCAAAUAGUGGUUACGAUCUCUGAAAUGGUGAGAAAACCAUUUAACACAAAGUUUUUUUAAGGUUCUCGUUUAUG